This is a messenger RNA of Bombyx mori (domestic silkworm), 2831 nucleotides long. RefSeq names its product major facilitator superfamily domain-containing protein 8 (gene Cln7). Gene Ontology annotation, cellular component: lysosomal membrane. The record is from RefSeq and is a predicted model, not a curated record. The transcript is spliced from 6 exons. NCBI's taxonomy places the organism in Eukaryota, Metazoa, Arthropoda, Insecta, Lepidoptera, Bombycidae. Gene Ontology annotation, biological process: transmembrane transport. Gene Ontology annotation, molecular function: transmembrane transporter activity. The coding region runs from base 282 to 1832 and encodes 516 amino acids.
GAAUACGUAGCGCGACUCGCAUGCCAAUGUACAAGUCACUCGCCGGUGCGGCGCCGCGUCGCACCCGCGCCGCCCGCACCGGUCUGCAGUGACGCAAAUGACGCAGAGACGCCAUGCGCCAGUGUGUGUGGACUGUGGUAGUGUGGAGUGAUGUGACGGCGAGUGUCGACCGACGCCAGUUCAGCUGAGAGGCCCGAGAGCGGCGCGCGCGCACUGCUCGCCUCCGCGCUUUGUUUACUUAUCACUCUUCAAUAUAUAAAUAUGGUUAGGUGAAAAAAGUGAUGGGGUGGCUGAAGGGCUCCGUAGGGAGAGCUCGUCAUACGGACGCCGAGGAAGACGACGUUAAUUCGGACAAGCAAGCUCCCCAUUUGGAAGUUCUGGAGACAGCAGACGAGAAACGCGCGCGGUGGCGCAGCGUGUACAUCAUCUACUUCACCAUGUUCCAGAUGUCAUUGGGGUUUAGCAUCGUGCUGACCGGAGUGUGGCCAUACCUCGACAAGUUGGAGCCAGGUUCACAGAAAGAGAUUCUUGGCGUGGCGGUGGGUGCCAACCCGCUGGGGCAGCUGUUGUUCUCUCCGCUGCUGGGGCUGUGGGCGAACCGGUCGGGCUCCGCGCGCGCCCCGCUGCUCGCCACCCUGGCGCUGUUCGUGCUGGCCAGCGCGCUGUACUCGCAGCUUCAUCUGACCAGGCCCCACGCCAAGUACUGGAUGGUGCUUGCCAGAUUUUUAGUAGGAGUCAGCUCGGCCAACAUAGCUGUGGCCCGCUCGUAUCUUUCAGCCGCCACGCUGGUCAGCGAACGAACCCGAGCCGUGGCCAUAGUGUCUCUGGCGCAAGUGCUGGGCUUCGUGGUGGGGCCGGCGCUGCAGGCUGCCGCUGCGCCCCUCGGCGCUGGCGCUCCCUAUCCACCACCUGGAGACUUCUCCGUGCCCUUUAGGCUAGAUAUGUACACUGCUGCGGGCUGGAUCAAUGCUCUGUUGGGGACCAUCAAUUUUAUAUUGUUCUUGCCGUGGUGCUUUAAGGAGAAGAAGAUUGCUGCCCGAGAAGCUAUGAUUGCCCAGGGGAAAGAUUCAGAGAAAGAGGCUUUAGAAUCCUUAAAGCCUGACCCAAUCAGUAGCUGGACGCUGGUGGGCGCGUUCUUCGUGCUUGUGUUCAACUUCGUGCUGCUGGAGACGCUGGCGACGUCUCUGACCAUGGACCAGUUCGCGUGGAGCAAGUCUCAGGCGCUGGAGUACAUGGGCGCGCUGAUGAGCGCCGGGGCGGUGGUUGCCUGCCUCACGUUCGCGAUGAUCGGACCUCUGACCAAGUUCUUCGAAGAACGGGCGCUGCUCCUGUGGGGUGGGUUUCUGCUGACGGGUAUGGCGUCAGUGUUCUGCAUCCCGUGGGGGCCGGGCCCGCCCCCCCUGGCGCCGCGCAACGCCACGGAGGCGGGCGGCGGCUGUCCGCAGCUCACGCAGCCCUGGUGCGCCAGCUCGCGCGGCCUCACCCUCACACAGUUCUUGAUCGGCUAUGCGUGCGUCUCGGUGGGAUAUUCUCUCGGAGUCACGCUCAUACAAACAAUCUUCUCGAAAGUAUUGGGCCCGAGACCGCAGGGCGUCUGGAUGGGCGUGCUGACCGGCGCGGGCUGCCUGUCCCGCGCGCUGGGCCCCGUGUUCGUGUCGGCGGUGUACGCGCGGCGCGGCCCCGACGCCACCUUCGGCAGCACGGCCGCGCUCACCCUGGCCGCGCUGUUCGCCCUGCGCCUCGUGUACGCACGCCUGCGACCGCCCGCCCUCACCCCCGACCCCACCCCCGCCGCACACGAGAUGCAGCCCCUCCACAAAGACGACACGUGACGGACAUAGGGGGUGGAUAGCACCGCGUGCUCGUGUGAGGGUUAUUUCUAUCGAAAUUAUGCCGCUUGUGCCGAUCAAAUGUUUCAAAUUUAAGUUUUAGUCUAGCUUCAAUAUUAGUCCUACUUUAAAUGAGUUUAUAUUGACAUUCAACGAAAUGUGCUCGAUAAUCGGUCGUUCUAGUAGACAACUACUCAGAUGGUGAGAUAUUCUCGUGUAAAAUGUAACUUAUGUUUAAGAAACACCAAUUUUUCCUUUAUUUGUGUAAAUAUUCUACUACUACUAGACCAUACCUCACCUGCUUGUCUGUCUGUCUGUUGACAACUUCAAGUGCCAAAGGUAGGUAGGUGCACAAAUAACACCAUUUUCCUUAUUCACAAAGAUAAGUAUCUACUACCAGGCUUUUUUUUGCCCUGUAUGCAGAAGAGCAUACGGUCCACCUGAUGGUGAGUGGUUACCGUCGCCCGUAGACUUCAGCAAUGCCAGGGGUAAAGCCAAGCCGCUGCCUACCGUUAAGUACUCUCCACAAGCUUCAUUUGAAAAAGUACAUGUCAUAGCGCUCGGUAUAAUGGCCGCUUAAAGUCGGGUGGGCUGUGAACUCGUGUCUCUAUAUACUUGAAAGGGUCGCUCACAUUGGAUAUAUUGCGCAUACUAUGAUUCUGUCCAAAAGUAUUUAUUCUAAGCAAGCUGAAGCGAGUAGGAAACCAUUGCCGAUAUGGCGACGCCUGCGCCGGCGCGCGGCUGUCGCGCAGGGACAGAUCGUGAAGUUGCUCUCAACAUUAAGCGAUAUUUUGAGCAAGACUAUCACUUGGUUCUCCUUAUUAUGUUAGAUUUAAUCUAGACUAACAAAUGAUUGUUGUCUGUCGAAGUUCGUGUAUGACAUUGUUAUCGUUAUCGUCACUGCGGUUGUGUGCGUUCUCGCUGCUCAAUAUCAACUGAAGAGUGUAUUAAGGUUAUCUAGUUUUAUUUUUUAAGUUUUGAAUAAAUAAUUUGUCAAAAAUA